AUGCCGCCUCCUGCCGAUAUUGUCCCCUUGUGGUUCCAAUGUGACUAUCCAAAUUGCAAUGCCAAAUAUCGGCGUAAAGAGCACCUGAAUCGACAUCGUAAUCAUCAUGAUAAGGAAAUCAAUCUCGUCUGUCCUUAUUUGACCUGUUGCGACGCCAUAUCCGGACUUACCAUCCGCAGAGAGAACCGCCGCCGUCUCGAAAAUUUAGGGCAUGUAGUGCAUGUCAUGCACGGAAAGUCCGUUGUGAAGGUGUAUUACCAUGCAAUGCCUGUCAACAUCGCGGCGUCCUCUGUGUGCCUAGCGGUGGUGAAACCGUAG
Molecule: messenger RNA, 318 nt
Organism: Penicillium argentinense
Lineage: Eukaryota; Fungi; Ascomycota; Eurotiomycetes; Eurotiales; Aspergillaceae
Exons: 2
Coding region: 1-318 (105 amino acids)
Source: RefSeq, a predicted model, not a curated record